CAUCUCUACAGGUAUACUAGCUGUUACAUGACGGUACCUGUAUGCAGUGUUUGUGGCUGGUUGGGACUCACGGUGAGAAAAAAUGAAUGGUACUGGCGAUUGCUGGACUGAGCAGGAGAGGCUGGAAAAGGUUGAUCCAGAGAUGUACGAUCUGAUUCGCAAGGAGAAAAACCGACAGAGGAAGGGCCUGGAGCUGAUCGCCUCUGAGAACUUUGCCAGUCGAGCUGUGUUAGAACCGCUCUCCUCCUGUCUCAAUAACAAAUACUCUGAAGGUCAGCCAGGCCAAAGGUAUUACGGUGGGAAUGAGUACAUCGACCAGAUUGAGCUGUUGUGUCAGAAGCGGGCUCUACAGCUAUAUGGCCUUGACCCGGAGAAAUGGGGAGUGAAUGUCCAGCCCUUGUCCGGCUCCCCGGCUAACUUUGCAGUGUACACUGGCGUGGUCGGCCCUCAUGGACGCAUCAUGGGACUCGACCUGCCAGACGGUGGCCAUCUUAGUCACGGGUUCAUGACCAGUUCUCGCAAAGUCUCUGCCACAUCUGUAUUCUUUGAAUCAUUCCCCUAUAAACUCGACCCGGCCACUGGACUCAUAGACUAUGACAAAUUGGCAGAAACUGCUCGUUUGUUUCACCCACAGAUAAUCAUUGCUGGCAUCAGCUGUUACUCUCGUCAUCUUGACUACAAGAGGUUUAAGGAAAUUGCUGAUGAGAAUGAUGCAUACCUAUUGGCUGACAUGGCACACAUUAGCGGCCUUGUGGCAGCAGGAGUUAUCCCCAGCCCGUUUGAACACUGUGAUAUCGUCACCACAACAACCCAUAAAACACUGAGAGGAGCCAGGUCAGGAAUGAUCUUCUUCAGGAAAGGUGUGAGGAAGGUGCUGAAGAAUGGGACAGAGGUGAAGUAUGACUUGGAGAAGAGGAUUAAUGAGGCUGUGUUCCCGGGGCUACAGGGAGGGCCUCAUAACCAUCAAAUUGCAGCUGUGGCCGUAGCCCUGAGAGAAGCUAAUACACCAGCCUUCAAGACUUACCAGCAGCAAGUGCUGGUUAAUGCCAAGGUGAUGUCAAAACGUUUCCAGGAGAAAGGCUUCACGGUAGUCUCGGGUGGCACUGACACCCACCUCAUCCUGGUAGACCUGCGCCCACAGGGAUUGGACGGGGCAAGGGCAGAGAAGGUGUUAGAGGAGAUAGGCGUGGCCUGUAACAAAAACACCUGUCCGGGAGACAAGAGCGCACUGAAGCCCAGCGGACUGAGAUUUGGCUCUCCUGCACUAACCUCAAGAAAUCUGAAAGCCACAGAUUUUGAACAGGUUGUGGAUUUCAUUAUAGAAGGAAUCAAUCUUACCAAAGAAGUGGCAUCAAGCUGUGGCCCAACAUUAAAAGAGUUUAGAGCAAAACUGGAAACUGAUGAAGCAGUGAGAGCCAAAAUCCAGGCUGUAAAGGGCCGAGUGGAAGCUUUUGCAGAGAAGUUCCCCAUGCCAGGGUUUGAUGAGCUGUGAAAAAGUGCCAAGUACCUAGAACAUGCUGAUUUCUGCACAUUCAUACACAUCCGUAUGUAUCAAUACACCCACAUAGGUGACCAUACUCUGACCUGAGCACUCAUUGAUGUGUAAUCACAGGCAUAUAGUCCAUGGUAUAAAUGGGGCCUCGGUUUACUACAUAAUUUACAAAUUGUCUGAGUGUUCACUGUUCCACAUCAAGUGAGUGAGUGCUUGGGGUUUAACAUGGUGCUCGACAAUUUUUCAGUCAUACCACAACAAAAAAUCCUUGGGGUGUAUGAAAUGUACCUCCUUCGUUGCAGGACGGAUUUCCACCGCUCUUUUAUUUAGUUCUGCUUCACUGAGACGACUUACCGAAGGCAAGCAAGCUGCCCCACCCAAGCCAUUAUACUGAUCCGGGUAAACCAGUCGAUGAACUAUCCCCUUCAUGCUAAACGCCAAGCGAGGAAGUUAGAACUUCCAGGAUUGUUCCGCAUCAAUGUACUUCAUCAUGUCACUUGUAUAUUCAGUAUGUCUACAUUGGCUGUACUGGGAAUAAGGUAGAGUCCAAUGUAUCAAACUCUGUCCUGCAACUCCAAAUCAGAUUCGUCGCCUAUUUACAUUUGUGAUUAACAAUAGUAGGAUGUAGUAGAAAUGGGUUUUAAGUGUUGUUAACCAUUGUGUGGGAAUUUCUGUGACCUCUGAACACAGUUAUACUGUGAGAAGGUUGUCUGGAAAAGGUGGCUAUUAUACAUUACUGGGUAAGAGUGCAGAUAAAUCAGAAAAAUUUUGCAAAUGAUUUGUCCCUAAUUUUGGAAGUUCAGAUUGACAUCUGAUAAUUUACGCUCAGGUGAGAUUUAGGUGAUCACGGUUCGUACAAAUCUGUUAAUUUACGCUCAGGUGAGAUUUAGGUGAUUACGGUUGGUACAAAUCUGUUGAUUUACACUCAGGUGAGAUUUAGGUGAUUACGGUUGGUACAUAUCUGUUAAUUUACGCUCAGGUGAGAUUUAGGUGAUUACGGUUGGUACAAAUCUGUUAAUUUACGCUCAGGUGAGAUUUGGGUGAUUACGGUUGGUACAAAUCUGUUAAUUUACGCUCAGGUGAAAUUGAGAUGAUUGGGGUUCAUACAGAUCUGUUAAAUAACCAGCAAAAACUUGACGUGGAGACCAGUUUUGUUGAAUCAGCUCUUUAAAACAGUUCACCAGUUUCAGUUUCAUCAAGAUGUCGCACAUGUACGAUAAUUGCACAGAGGACAAUGGCACGGUAAUGGUGUACAAAAUAAUGUACGAUAAAAAUUGUCAUUCGCCACUUUGUAAAACUGGGCCCUGUAGUCCAAAAAGGGUAUAAGGUCUGAAUUAUCUACGCCUAAUAACUUGGUACAGGCUGAUUCUUUCGGGUGUUCACCUGUCUCAGCAAAAAGAAAAAUCACAGUGCAUGUUAGUCUUCACAGUGCAUUUUGGAGUCCAAAAGAAACUUCCUGAUUUCAAAAGGCACUGUCAAACUUGCAUGAACUCGAUCAUAAGUGGUCAGUAGCUAGCCCCCAUCUUAGCGGCUUAUCUGAACCCGAUGCACUGAGGUGCGGAGCAGUACUGAGCCACACUAACUUGUUAUCGAGGAAAUGAUCCAAGACUUUUAUAGUUAUCGACUGCAGAAAAUAAGGUGUUAAAUCAUAAUAUGUUCUGGCCUGCUAAAACUGGUACCGAUGUCCUAAUACUUCCAUGAAUGAUUUCAAACACGCUCUAAUCCCAUGCAAGUCAAACCGUUGCCGCAUGAGUCGCCUUUACGUCGUUAUUGGCCACUUUUACUUCGUUAUUGGUCAUUUUCACUUCCUCUUGUUGAUUGCCAUUUGCCGUUUUUAUCCAUGAGCUUUGUGUGUACUAAUCGUUUCACGUGACAGGAAAUUGAUUCCGCUGGAGUUUGUGGAGUUACGUCAAUUCAUUCAUGAACCAGCUUUAAUCAGUGAACAUCCCAGGAUGGGCUCGUCGGUGAACCAACACAUCAACCUCUUCUUCACAAAUGCCAUGCACAGAUUUACUCUACAAUUUAUUUUAUUUAUUUAUGUGAUUGAUGUUUUAUGCCGUACUCAAGAAUGUUUCACUUAUACGACGGCGGCCAGCAUUAUGGUGGGUGGAAACCGGGCAGUGCCCGGGGAAAACCCACGACCAUCCGCAGGUUGCUCACAGACCUUCCCACUGUCGGCCGGAGAGGAGGCCAGCAUAAGCUGGACUUGAACUCACAGCGACCGCAUUGGUGAGAAGCUUCUGGGUCAUUACGCUGCGCUUAGCGCGCUAACCAACUGAGCCACGGAGGCACUCCAAUUGACUCUACAAGUUGACUGCAACAUGAAACUGAAGGUUAAGGCGCCUGCAGACGAUUAUUUGUCAACAAUGCAUAGAAGAAAUAUUCCAGACCUUCUAGGGUAAUAAGGUUCCGAUUUCCGAGAAAUUUUAAUGGAUCAUAAUCUCCAUUUGCUCAAACCAUUUACUAACGUAGAGUCCGUAUGCGGUUUGGAUGUCCUGAUCGAAUCGUUACUAAAUUUGCGUACUUCAGCGUUCCAUUUUCUGAAUGAAGAAACACUGGUGACAUGAUCUUUGAUAGGCUGUAACUUCAAGUGACAUGAUCUCCAAGGCUUUAAGCUGAGAAGUAUUGUCUACGAUGACCAAUGCAAUUAAAGGUGGCAUUUCAUGCAAAUUGUGUACCAGUACAUUUUGGAAGGUAAAUUUGUUUGUACCAUUGUAUUUUGGUAUUUAGAAUUCCAUUUUGUUUGUACAUACCAAUGUAUUUGCUUUUAAUGUUAUAAUGCUUAUUUUGCCUACAUGAACUGGAGUGCUGAGGUUAAUUUUUUUCCUUUUAUCCGGAAUAUUUGGAGGAUUUGCACUGAGAGGUUUUUACCUAUACAUAAAUUGGUUUGAUUUGUGAAUGAAGCGAGUAUAUGCGUGAGUGCAGGUAUAUGGAGACAAAACGUGGACAGUGGGUCAAAUUCGUUUCUGGUAUUUGAAUAUAUUAUUGAAUAAAUGCUUAGUUA
This is a messenger RNA of Liolophura sinensis, 4496 nucleotides long. RefSeq names its product serine hydroxymethyltransferase, cytosolic-like. Gene Ontology annotation, cellular component: mitochondrion; cytoplasm; nucleus. The record is from RefSeq and is a predicted model, not a curated record. Bases 83 to 1492 code for a protein of 469 amino acids. Gene Ontology annotation, biological process: tetrahydrofolate interconversion. Gene Ontology annotation, molecular function: pyridoxal phosphate binding; glycine hydroxymethyltransferase activity. The transcript has 8 exons. NCBI's taxonomy places the organism in Eukaryota, Metazoa, Mollusca, Polyplacophora, Chitonida, Chitonidae.